Molecule: messenger RNA, 552 nt
Organism: Cuscuta epithymum
Lineage: Eukaryota; Viridiplantae; Streptophyta; Magnoliopsida; Solanales; Convolvulaceae
Source: the annotation of a GenBank genome assembly
CUGGACGCUGGUUUCCUAUUUGGAGGUUUCAUUUUGGCAAAGAGAAUCAUGAAUAUCACAACACUAUUCAGGAGGUUAAAUCUCAGAAAUUUGGUAUCAAGUCCAUCUCUCUACAGUUGUGGCAAGGAUGCAUCCGGAGAGGGACUGAGCUUAGUACUAAGGCGUUGGGCUACCAAGAAGACAGCAGGAUCCACAAAAAAUGGACGUGACUCAAAACCUAAGAAUCUCGGGGUGAAGAAAUUUGGCGGAGAGAGGGUGAUUCCAGGGAAUAUCAUUGUUCGCCAAAGAGGAACCAGAUUCCAUCCGGGGGAUUAUGUUGGAAUUGGCAAAGACCACACAUUGUUCACAUUGAAAGAAGGGUGUGUCAAGUUUGAGCGAAACAAGCUGACUGGACGCAAGUGGGUCUAUGUGUUGCCUAAAGACGGGCAUGUGCUUCACCCCAUAUACUCAUCCAUGGCUUCACCUCCCGAGCUAAAGAACGCGUGCAGUGCCAGUUCAUCAUUUUGAAUUCUUAUUCCAUUUGUCACAUUCUUGUCCAUUGUUCUUUUUGAC